AAUAUAUCUAAAAAUAUUUAGUUAUAAAAUAAAAAAGUAUUAAAUAAAGAAAUAAUAGUGAAAUAAAAAAUGUUGAGCAGUAAUGCUAUUCUUACAGAUUGGGAUGGUCAAAUAAACGUUCUCGAACGUCAAGAUCUCCCUUUGUUAUACAGAGGUACUGCUGGGGAAAACCAAGAGGAUUCUCUCAAUAAUUCGCAAACAAAUUCAAAGGAGUUAAGAAAUAUUUCUCGAGAUAAUAGUAUUGAAAAACGACGAAACGUACACAAAACUAUUUCUCUCGGCAAUCAUAAUAUUGUAGAUGAUAGAGAUGCUAGCAUUUACGGAGCCUUUUCCGAAUCACUAACAAGAAGACAUGAAUGUCAUGAUAAUAUAAGUAGAGCUUCUUCUUCACGAUUUGGAUCAAUUUAUCAACAAGUAGCUGCUGGUUCUUCAAUGUUAGCCGAUAGUAUUACAGAAAUUAUGUCUGACGACUAUCAAAAUGAUCAUGAGCCAACAUCAGCAAUUCUCGACUAUUGCAAAAGAAAGGUCUUGCGCCCAUACGUUGCCAUCCUUUCCUUGGUGGGAUUAAAUCCAAUAUCAACAGAUACCACCAGAUGUAAAGCUUACCUAAGCUAUCUGCAAUGCACAAUUCUAAUCAUUAUUUUACUUUUUGGUUAUUUUUUGCAGUAUUUGACAGCAUAUCGAGGCGAUCGUGGAUUUUCAACAAAUACCAAAAAUGUGGAAUCAAUUGAUGACUCAAAGGACGAUUCCGCCUAUACUAUUGGUGAGCUUCUUUUUGGUUUUAUAAUACCCUGUUCAUUGGAUCUUGCUGGAUACAUUUCAGCAGUUAUAAUAUGCAAAUUCAUCGAUCACGAACAAUUGCAAAAUCUUAUUGAACGUACAUUUCUUAUGUCAAUGCAACCGAAAAAACUAUUAAGAACCUUCUGGUUACAUAUAGUUGGUGCAUUUGUUCUGUGUUCCUUCUUAUAUGCGUAUUUUGUACCCGUAGUUAUUUUACAGUCACCUAUUAUUCCGUUCAAAAGGUUUGGCGGUUUGGAAACUAUAUGGCAAUUAUUUGUUAAGGUAGCUCUCUUGAUAACAUUGUCGGUGCAAAAUUUUAUUGAGAUAAUCAUUUUAAGCAGUUAUUGUAUCGAAUGUUAUUUAUUAAAAGUUCAUUUAUUGACAUUGUCUCAGAAGCUUUUAUUGCACUCUAUAGAAUCAGCUGACUGGAUGCGGGUAAGGUCAACUAUAAAAAUAAACUAACCGUUAUAUGUAUACGUAGGCUAU
This is a messenger RNA of Lucilia cuprina (Australian sheep blowfly), 1266 nucleotides long. RefSeq lists its product as uncharacterized. NCBI's taxonomy places the organism in Eukaryota, Metazoa, Arthropoda, Insecta, Diptera, Calliphoridae. Bases 70 to 1242 code for a protein of 390 amino acids. The transcript has 5 exons. The record is from RefSeq and is a predicted model, not a curated record.